Pocillopora meandrina is the source of this 6292-nucleotide messenger RNA. NCBI's taxonomy places the organism in Eukaryota, Metazoa, Cnidaria, Anthozoa, Scleractinia, Pocilloporidae. The record is from the annotation of a GenBank genome assembly.
CCAAAAUUGGCGGUCACGCUCGCGCUUCGUGAAGAGUAGACAAGCUCUCUCUUGGUGUGAUGUUAAGUCGGGCACUCCAUAACCAGACUGAAAAACGAGUCAGUUAAGAGCUUAAUGUUUUAUUUUCCACCCAAAAAAUGAGUUAUUACAAGGGAUCACGACGAAGAAGCAGAAAGAGAAGCAACCUCGGUAGCGAAACACUUGGUGUUAGCAACGUGAACAGUUCGGAAACUUCUUAUGUGAGUCUCAAGAUUCAUAACAGUACAACUCUAAGUCAAUACACAAUGCCACAGUACUAUGGAAAAAAAUACUUUAAGUAGUCUCAACAUAGGCCGUCAUUCCGUUGGUGAAAUUAUCGGAAGGCUAAAUUCGAAGAUCGGGGGUUCGAUUGUUUAGGAGGACUCACAAAUUGUAAUUAUCCUAAGCUCGUGACAAAAACGAGUAACGUCCUCAUUUAUCCUCCAGGAUCUAGGAGUUAGGUAGUAUAUUGUACAUCCCUUCGGGUGGUCGGUAUAUCAAGGGUUAAUGCUCAGGGCUGAAAGGUUGUCUGUUAAGAUUAGCUUUGAUGGCUGCAAAUGGCUGGAUGAAGUUGAUAUUACACAAUGUAUAUUGGCUCGUUUUUCCUUGAGCAGUGUAGCAAAAUGAAAUUAUUUUUUCUUAACCCUUUAACUCCUAAGAGUGAUUGAUAUGUUAUUUCUCCUUACAGUAUCACUGUGUAAUAAAACAUAGAGGCCAUAAGAAUAAGGGAAAUGAUCAACGACCAGAGAGGCUCUUGAUUGCUGAUCACACUUUCCUCGUCAGUAUCAUGGGAAGUUUAUAAAGAACAGAACAAAGAAUAUGCCUACUGCUGCUAGGGUUUAAAAGGUUGAAGAUGGUCAUCAUGGGUUAAAGUUCAUGGCAACACUCCACUCAAAAAAUAUCUCAAGAGUUACCCCCACCCCCUCUCCCCCUGUGAGGUAGUUGCAUUAUCUUCACAUACACCUGUUUCUGGAAGAGGUUGAUUUAUUUAACCCUUCACCCCCUAACAUCAGCAUGUAUAUUCUCCAUACUAUUCUCCAUACUGUUCUCCAUACAUUUCCAAAGAGGCUGACAAGGAGAAUAUGUGUAGCAAUCAGGAGCUGCUUUAGUGAUCAUCUUCUCUAUUCUCAUAACUUCAUGUUUGAUUCAGGGGUGAUAUAACAGGGAUAAAUUAGAUGCUUGUCACUCUUAGGGGCUAAAGGGUUUGGUAUAACCUCCUGCUUUGUCUUCAACAUAGAGCCUCUUCACAACAUGUUAUCUUUUUACUAUAUUUAGAGAAAUGCUGAUCUAGAGGCAAUCGAUUUAUCCAAAGAUGGGCAAAUGCAGAAGAAAAGACAGAAGAGUAGUGACAAUUCUGAGAUGAAACAAGCCAAAAAAUCAAAAAGAAACAAAGCACUAAGUUCUGGUAGGAGAGCACAAGAAGCUACAAAAGUUCCUGGCCAAACUGUGAAAAGAAAGAUCAGAAAGAAAGAUAAAGAUAUGAAAGAUACUGUUCCACAGACUACCACUGGUACAAAAAGGAAAAAACAAACAAGAGAAACUGAUUCAACACCUUUAUUUGAGCCUGAGAGUAGUUUGGCUGAUGUAGAAGAUUCAGAAGCUAUGGAUUAUACUGAGGAACUCUCGGAGCUCAUGAGUGACCAUGAGUUCUUACGACAGCAAAUCAAAAUACUUAAGAAGCCAUUCCAGUUAGAGAAGGACUGCCCCUCUUUAUCAAAGAUUAAAGGUAAUGGCUUUACCCCCCAACACCUUAAAAUCAGUAGACAUAUUCUCCAUACUGUUCUCUGCACACUUUCUAAGAUACUGUUAAGGGGAAUUUGUUUAACAAUCAAGAACUUCUGUAGUUGGAAAUCAUAUCCUUUUUUUCUCAUGGCCUUGAUUUUUGGUCCAGCAGUGAUACUGUAUAGAGAAAUUAUGUACUGGUUGACAACUUAUCGUUACAACUUAUCUUUCAAACUUAUUAGAACUUAAACAGAAGUUGAGAAAGAUGUGUUUUUUUUGUCUUGUCACGAGCGUGGGACAAAAGAAAAUUUUGAGUCUCCAUCAGGGCUCGAAAUUAGCACUCGCAAACUCGCAAAAUGCGAGUGGUUUUUCGAAGUUGCGAGUCUAAAAAAUAUCCUCUAGCAAACAUUUGCUAGUUAGAUUCCUUCUUUUGCUAGUAAAAAAAAUCUUACUAGCAAAACUUUGCUAGUAGACAAAAAAGUUAAGUUCGAGCCCUGCUCCAUAAGGAGUUGAACCUUAGACCUUCAGAUUCCACAUUUUGAUGCUCUGACCACUGAGCCACAGAGACUCCACAGUGAACUAAUAUUGGUCUUUAGCCAGAAGUUGUUGAUUACUUUUUCAUGUAAUGAUUGUUGUGGCAAACUUUAUGGUCUUCUUUUUUUUUUCUAGAAUUAUUUUUUUAUUGAAUUUAUAAAUUUAUUUACUUUUUUAUUUCAAGAAAAAGAUGCCAAGCACAUUCCUUUACAAGUUAUCAACAAUGCAUUGAGAAAAGGUACUGAUAGUCAUGGCAUGAUCUAUGAUGGUCACAGAAGUAUUAAUGACUCUAGUUAACCCUUUAACUCCUGAGAUCUCACCAGUAAUUCUCCUUACUGUCUGCUAUGCAGUUCUUGUGAUGUUAGUUUUGAGAAUUUGGUAUUGGAUCAACAAAUAAUCCCCUAAUUAAUAUUUGUCUUUAUUCUCAUCACUUGUCUGCUUGAUAUUGUAUUGAUAUUGUAAGGAGAAAUUCUGUCUUGGUCACUCAUGGGAGUUAAAGGGUUAAAGACAGUUGCAAAUUCUCAAGAUCCCAAAUGUUUCAAAAAGAUGAUUCAAAACCUUUCUUCAAGAAGCUAAUUCAUCCUGGAGGAUGUGAAAAACAUGGCGUAUUCCAGGCAUUCAGUCAAUAAAAUACAGUGCUAUGGUAAAUGGUGCAGUAGUUGCAGAGGAGAAAAACGCCAAAUUCCUCAUCUGUGUUUUUAUCAAAACAAAUAAGUACAGUUUAAAAAAAGGGGAAACACUCCUUUUUCAUUUUAUACACAUGUAAAUUUGAUGAAGCAACCAAUAUUAAAAACAUAAUGUUAAGAAAAACAUUUCUUUUAUUUUAUAUAUUACCAAAAAGACUCCUUAUCUGUUGUGCCAUUUUAUUUUUGCCUUUUUGUCCUUGAAAAGUCCCAAGAUUCUUAAAUUUCAGUUACAUUAAAAUUUGAUGCAGAUCAAUUUAUCAUAAUUGAUAUUUUCCUUGAUUCUUAUAUGUCUACAUGAUGUUGUAUAGAUUAGUUGAUGAAAAUUGCCUCCUUUUCCUUUAAAUUUUUCCUUUUUUCAGUCAAUCAUAAAACAGAGGAUGCCAUUAUGCGAAAUCUAAACAGACUUGCACAGAGAAAACUACUUGAAAAUUUAUCUGCUGCAAGACAGGAUUCAAGGAGCAGUCCUAGAUCUGAUCAACAGCUAAAAAGGUAAUUAUUUUUAGAAAAUAUUGGUCUAUGUUUUUGUAGAUUUGUGCUUUUACGUGUUGUUUAUAUCUCAGUGUUGAGUGUCAGCUCACACUAAUUUCUGCAUAACAAUAAAUAGCUUAUAAGAAAGUCAACAUUAUUAGUGCUGUGACACAGGUGUUUCUUUUCCUGCAAAAAUGUUUGUGGUCUUGAGCAAAGCAGGCUGGCAAGAGGUGCAGGAGGGGUCUGGCACUUGUCUAGUUAUGAGGGGCCCCUAUAACUAAUUCAAACCUGGUUGUGCCACAAUCAGGGUCUGCUCACAGGCUAUUGUAUGCAAUUAUUGUGCCAAUCAAUAAUAAUUAUUUGAAGCAUCAACAACAACAACCCCCCCCCAUGGCAACCCCUGGCACAUUUGACUGUUGUCUGUACAACAGUCAAAUUUAAUACCCAGCUGCGAUCUGCAGGAAUGCACUCUUGCCCUUUCUAGGAGGAUGAAGGGUCCUAGAGAAUUCAAGCCUAUGAAAUAAUUGAAAGUGAUUUUUUUUCUUUUUUUUGGUAGAUAUAAAGAAGUGCAGGAAAGAGUGAUGAAUCUCGAAAAAGUUCAUCAGGAAAUCAGAAACCUACAUGCUCAACAUAAGGUAACAUGCAUUUACACCCUAACAUCAGUAUGCAUAUUCUCCAUAAUGUUCUUUAUACAUUUCAUGAGAUAAUGACAAGGAGAAUAUGUUCAAAAAUCAAGAGCUGCUAGGUGAUGAUUUCCUUUAUUCUUGUGACCCUAAUGUUGAUUCAGGGGUGAUAUUGUGAGGAGAAUUUAGAUGCCAAUCAUUGUUGUGGGUCAAAUGGUUAAGGAUCAUCAGUAAGCACUGCCAUAGUAAAUAACUGGUGCCAUAGUAAAUAACUGGCAUGAAAGCAGAUACCUCAAUCUAAAGUAGCUUUAACCUGCAGUGCAGGUGUCUUAUUAGGGCAAGCUAACAUUAUAAGCGUGCAAUCUUUUAUCUGAUCUGCCAUGUUUGAUCUUUGAUUUGGAGUUAGAGUGGACAGUUGGGUUACGGGGCAGGGGAAGGGCAAGAAAACUCCCCUACCCCCACACCUCUCCUUAUUUUUGACAGUCAACCACCCCCUUGGUACAAAUUUCUUUCUCCCCCCAGCCUUCUGCUGCCAUUAAAAUCAAAGAUGGUGGCCAAAAUUUUUGUUAAGAAAAUACCAAGCACUUGCUUGCCAAAAUUAUGCCUGCUCUGUAGGCUAAAGUGGCUUCUGUGAGUAUUAUUGUGAUGUUCCUUUUUAAGAAUUCUGACAACUAAAAUCAAAGCUAACAGCAGUAGGAGCCCUGAAAAGUAUUUGUAGAUUCUUGGUGGCUUUCCUUAAAAUUAUCUGAUUUAGUUUAUUUUGAUUCAUUGACCUUAGUAAAGCUGUUCACUUGUACAUCUUUCCAUUGCUAGGCUAUUGGUAGUUUUGUGUCGCAGCUGGAAGGCGACAUUGAGAAAUUUGACAACAAAGAAUUGGUGGCAGAGAUAAGAAGAACCAAUAACUUACUAGGUAUGUUUAGUACAAGUUUGGUAGACACAGUAUCCCGACAUUAGGGAUACUGGUCUCUCUCUCUCUGGCCAAUCAUUCUCUUCUGUUCUUGCAAAAGACAGUUUACAAUCAUUCUCUUCUGUUCUUGCAAAAGAUAACAGUUUACCAUAGCACAUAUUAGGACUUAAAAGGACUUGAAAAAGACAGUUUACCAUCACAGUACUCUCUUCACCCAGGGUGCAGUUAUUGGAAAGGCGAAAAGUGAUAAUCCAGAAUUAAAAACCUAACUUGUCCUUGAUUUCUCUUGAAUUAUAGCACAUAUUAGGACUUACAUUUUCAAGAGUUUUACCUUAAGUGUACUUGAAAAACACAGAGGGUAAAAAUAAAUACAAUUAAAAUUGUCUGAAAAGCUACAAAACUGAAUCAAAAAUUGUUGGAAAAUCCUCAGUUAACUUAAUUGUGUUUUGAAUAGCAGGGGCCAAAAUCAUAAAUGUGCAUCAGCAUUGACAUCCAUGAUAAAAGGUUAGGAGGUACCUCUGUGUUGGACCAGCAGCCCAUCAAAGGGGAAAAACUGAUAUACUGCUGGUCACUUCAUGUAAUGAUAACCAGAAUAGGUUUUUGGUAUGAUGGGCCCUCUGACAUGUAACCUGAUGUUAUCUUUAUCUGUUGUUCUAACAAUUCUUGCCUCUGUUUUCCUUUCUAUUUUUCUGGUAACCAGGUAGUGCCAAUUUGAAAAAUACAAACAAGGACAAAGAGAUUAAUGGAAACCCAGGUCUGGAGCCCAGAUUUUUAUCCUCAUAUUGUUUUAGUUAUCUUGCAAGUAAGCUCCUCUAGGUGAUGCAGAAACAUGUACUGAUAGAUAGAAAGUGCCUGGUGUUUCAGACCCUGGUCAGCCCUGUCUCGGAAAUGUUGUGGUCACUCAUUAUGUUGAAUACACUAGUUAUGAAGGAUAAGCAUGUGUCUCAUGUGGUAGUUACUUCCAAACUGGAUCAAUACAUUUUGACUGCAUACCACUGGUUUUCUUCAAGUGAUGAUUUCCACUGGAUAUGCCUUGCGUUAUGAAGCCUUUUGCUCCGCUGUGAUUGGCUGGUUCUUGACAGUUAUGUUUAGGGGCAUUUCAAAGACAUCCUCCUGUUGUUGGUUGUUGUGGAAGGUCAAAUGGGAGUUUGUGCUCGAGCUAUUUUAACCAACUACUAACUCAAUUUUCAAAACUAUUUGAAGAUUUUUUUUUUUCAAAAGAAUGAUUUCUUUAUUAUUUUCCUUGUAGAUUCCAGGCCUGAAGUGGCUUCGACAGAUAAUGAUGAUCCUUGUAGUCAUGAACAGCUGGUUCAGAUACUUUUUAAAGACUGAUG